AUGGCUCCCAAACGCCCCACCGCGGCUCAUUUUAUGAAGUCAAACCCCAACGUCGACUCGAAGACGCCCACCAACAAGUCCAUCCCUGUGCAGGGUCAUACUCACUUUUCAAAGAAGAGCAAGGUUGAUGAUGUUCUGAACCCGUCGCCGACCAACCGUUCUUCGAACUUUGUCGAAGGCGUCGUCUCCAAGUAUAAAAGCACCCGUGGCGUUGGCAACACCAACAACACCACCCCCGCUCCCGACAUUUCUUCCGCCGCGAAGAACGAUGUGAUUACUGGCAGCAAUGAGAGACCCAGCAUCACUCGCACCAAGAACGCUUAUGUCAUCAAUAAUAAGUCUGGAACUAUACACGCGUUACCGAUCAAGAGAGUCCCCAAGGCCAAGGCUGUGGGUGACGCUGCUAAGGACAAGAACACCAUCACUUCGGGUGUCACUAAGGACAGAGUUGUCAUCAAGCGCAACGCUGUCAUCAAGGACAAAGUGGUCACCAAGGGCAAUGCUGUCACCCAAGAGAAUGCUAUCACCAAGGAAGAGGUCCGUGGUCGCCGCCGCCCGGUUCAGCCUUUCACCACCAAGGACACGACUACUGAAAAUUCCCGCCGUCGUCGCUCCGACUCCGUUACCAAGAGCCGCUCCAUCUCCCCUGCACGCCCGCCCAAGGACGCCACCGUUACCUCCAAGCCCACCAACGCUCCUAUGAACAGUGAAACUGCCGACCUAAGCAGGUGGAAUUUCGCGUACCUGUACAUAGGGCCCUCGGCUCUGCCGGGGUGCAACACCCAGUGCGUCUGGGGAGGUGACUACUAG
This is a messenger RNA of Tricharina praecox, 810 nucleotides long. RefSeq lists its product as uncharacterized. The coding region runs from base 1 to 810 and encodes 269 amino acids. Lineage: Eukaryota; Fungi; Ascomycota; Pezizomycetes; Pezizales; Pyronemataceae. The record is from RefSeq and is a predicted model, not a curated record. The transcript has 3 exons.